AUGGGUAAUGAUGUACUCUCUAUUCGUACAGCACAACAUUGGUUCAAUUGCUUUAAGAACGGUAACGUAGAACUCGACGACUUACCUCGAUCCGGUAGGCCAUUCGAAUUGGAUGUGGAUCUCUUAAAGCAACUCAUCGAAGAAGAUCCUCGAUUGACCUCACGGUAUUUAGCAGAGCAGCUUGGCUGCUCCCAUACUGUGGUGGAAAAACAUCUGAACAAAUUAGGCAAGAGAUGGAAAUAUGGAGUUUGGAUACCUCAUGAGUUAUCACCACAACAGCUCCAAUUCAGGGUCGAUGUUUGUAUGGAUUUAAUGACGUCUCAUCGUAACUAUCAAUGGCUACGCAAUCUUAUCACUGGUGAUGAGAAUUGGGUGUUGUAUGUUAACUACACGCACAGAUACCAAUGGCUAACGAGGGAACCUCUCGAGGUGAUAAAAAGCUUUAAGACCCAGACUACUCUUGUCUUAUAGACCCUAGCUAGUAAUGAAAUACCCCCUUUUGGUUCAUUCCCUUAUCGCUUUCUAAAGGAGAUAUGCCUAUUUCAAGUUUCACUCGAAAUACACAUUUCUUCCAUGAUUUUCGAUUUUUCACUAAAACUAU
Messenger RNA from Adineta ricciae, 601 nucleotides. The record is from the annotation of a GenBank genome assembly. Lineage: Eukaryota; Metazoa; Rotifera; Eurotatoria; Adinetida; Adinetidae.